AUGACUUCGCUCGAGCCAUUAUCGCUGCCACAAGGCCUCGAAGAAUCCUACAUUGAUUGCACAGACUCGUGCGGUCUGGUAUUCCACAUCAUUUCUGCCGGACAGAAAGACAAGCCUCUGAUACUAUUGACCCACGGUUUCCCAGAGAUCGCCUUUUCAUGGCGAAAAAUCAUGCCAGCUCUGGCAGCCCAAGGAUACUACGUCGUUGCACCCGAUCAGCGAGGAUAUGGCAGGACUACUGGCUGGGACACACGACCAUUCCACAAAGUUGACCUGAACCAAUUCACCAUGACAAAUCUGGUGCGAGAUUUGGUUUGCUUGGUGUACGCGUUGGGCUAUAAGGAAGUGCAUUGCCACAUCGGACACGACUUUGGAGCUGUUUCGAGUUCCACGGCACCGCUCAUGCGGCCUGACAUGUUCAAGAGCUGCAUUCAGAUGUCGCAUCCUCAUCAUGCACCGCCGACUCCAUCUUUUGAUGUCAAGGCUUCAGCGGAGCCUAUAUCAAAUCCCGGCUCUGGCUCAACUGGGAAAGUAGAUAUACAAGCAGAGCUUGCGAAACUCGACCCUCCACGAAAGCACUACAAGUGGUACAAUUCUACUUCAAAGGCCUCGACAGACUGGGAGACAGCGUCGCAAGGACUGCACGAAUUUCUUCGAGGUUACUUCCAUGUUAAGUCAGCCGACUGGCCAAGAAACGACCCGAAGCCAUUAAAAUCAUGGACAGCGGCUGAGCUGGAGAAAAUGCCAAACUACUACAUCAUGCCCAANGGGUCCAGCAUGCCAGAGACGAUAUCUGACAUGAUGAGAAGUGAGAAUGACUCUGCAACGACAAAUUGGCUGCCCGACUCGGAUCUGGCCGUUUAUGUGAAGGAAUGGCAGCGUGUAGGAUUCCAAGGUGGAUUGAACUGGUAUAGAGCGCAGACCAGUUCGUCACAGAUUCAAAAGGCGGAUAUGUUGCUGUUUGCAGGUAGAAAGAUCGAGGUGCCGUGUGCAUUCAUAAGUGGUGAGAGGGACUGGGGUAAUUAUCAGCAGCCUGGGGCGCUGGAUGGAUACAAGGAGAGCUGUUCGGACUUUCGAGGAGUCACGUUCAUCCCACAUGCGGGACACUGGGUUCAGCAAGAGCAGCCCGAGAAAGUGAUUGAGGCGGUGUCAAAGUCGGGCCAGACCCCGCCUAAAUCCUCUUUCUUCAGUCAUCACAUCAACCCACCAACAUCACCCAAGAGUCACGACCAUCGACCCUGUACCACCACCGACUGCACACAGCCCGUGCCCGUCUUCCUGACAGCAGAAGCGACAAUGGACUCGAUGCGCAGCCUCAACACAUCGCUGCCUCGCACGUCGCCUCGUCGCAACCAACAACCNCCGGAAGAACUCCUCUCUGCCUUCAAAGCCGCCGCCCUCUCCGUCACAAACCUCUACAAGAACGCUGCGUCCGAGCAGGCAAGAUCACGCGCUGCCGGCUACCAGGAUGCCUUGGACGACCUACUCUCUUUUCUCGACAAGGAAAAUCUUGGUCUCGGUGACGGCGAGGGUUGGCGGGUGAGGCAAUGGGCCACCGAACGCUUUGAUGGAGCCCCUUCUGCCGGACGCGAGAGCGAUGAUGAAGAGGAAGAGCAAGAAGAGCAACCGCGGAGCUCCAGCCCUGAAGUCGUCAGGAAACCCACCNNGCCGGUCCUCAAGCGACGAAUGAACAACCACAACCCGAACCUAUCAUUAUCCAUCAGCCACAAGAACAGCAACCACAAGUCACUCGCCCAGACGCUGCUGNNUCCCUCAAGCNNAGAUGCUUUCACCUUUCGCUCGUCCCUGGCAUACCCCUCUCCACACCACGACCGAGAAGUAGACAUGGAUGCCUCCAACAACCCACCCAUCGACUCUCCCAAUCCAUCAACAUCCAACAAUCCACUCAGACUCGAAGUCCAUCCCAGACGACGAAACAACCACAACCGCUCCAACAACAAUACCAAUACCAACAGAAUCACAUCCAUAAACCUUGGUUCUCUAGGCUCAGGCACCGGCUCCAAGCGCAAAAAUCUGGGAGACUUUUUCGACAUCUCGGGCCUUUCAUUUGGGAACAAUGGCAGAGAUGGAUCUGAUCGUGGAGGAAAGAGAGGGAGACAUGUUUGA
Messenger RNA from Aureobasidium vineae, 2127 nucleotides. The record is from the annotation of a GenBank genome assembly. Lineage: Eukaryota; Fungi; Ascomycota; Dothideomycetes; Dothideales; Saccotheciaceae.